Molecule: messenger RNA, 3478 nt
Organism: Drosophila obscura
Lineage: Eukaryota; Metazoa; Arthropoda; Insecta; Diptera; Drosophilidae
Exons: 8
Coding region: 876-2705 (609 amino acids)
Source: RefSeq, a predicted model, not a curated record
UCGUUGCAGGCGAUGGACGCGUGUGGAAGAAGACCAAAUAACAUUUUCCACCUGCCACUCCUCCACUGGCACUCUGGCUACAACACGUUGCGUGUACAAAAGGGGCGUGUGAGUGCACGAGUGUGUGUGACUGUGUAUUUUUGCAAAGGGAAAUGGAAAAAUUAAUAUCCCGCUUGGGGGCUCAAAAGAAUACAUGCAAAAUAUAAUACAAAAGUGAAAGAAGUGCCUUUAUAAUUUAACGAUUUUCGUGUCAGUAUUUUGCAUAAUAUUUGCUCAGGCAUCAUUAAAACUUAUGUUAAUUUAUGAUUACAGAAUACAUACACCAUUUCUAUAUAAUAUAUAAUCAAAAGUUGCAGAGAACAAUCUCUAAGAGAUGAUAAAUGUUCCAUUCAAUGUUGUUAAUUUAACUUUAAAUCGAAAAAGAGCUAUGUACCUAUUAACAAUAAUGAUAUCAAGUGUUUCUUACCAAAUAUCAAAUACCAAGAUAGGUAUAGAGGAUACGUUACAUCAAACAUCAAAUGUAUAAAAACAAUAAAAAUAAAUACCACAUAAAUCUUCCUAGUUCUAUAUAAAAUGCGCCAAAAAAUGCAGCAUCAGCUGAGCAGGAAGUUCACCUUCACCCAAUGAACAAGGGGACAUGGCGUCGUAUCACUAACACACAUCUUUACAAUAACUACAAAAAAUAUGAAAAAUCGAUACUAGAAUCUGCAGCAGCAGCCGCGCCCACUUAAACGACAACUACUCGUACAUCCCCUCGAAACUACACACAAAUCUAAAGAAGAAAUCCAAUAUCCAAAAGCAUCAAAGUGUUUGGAAACGAGCACCAGCCCCAGCGUCAGCCCCACAGGGAUACUAUCGAAGCGGGACGCCGCAGAAUGGUGGAUGCAAAACCGCCGCCCGCACCUCCAACGGGAGUGGUGCCGGGAACGCCUCCGGCUGCCUUUGCCGGGGAGCGAUCCAAAAUCAAAUUGUUCAUGGAACGCACGCCCAGCAUUGGGGCACUCAAGUCCAAGUUUCUGACAGUGCUAGGUAACAGCAAUGAGCUGCUGAAUGGAAUAUCAAAUAAGCUGACUUUGAGCUGCAGCAGCAGCGAUUCGGACUACUGUGACGAUGAUGAGGAUAUCCCAAAGUUUGACGAGACGAUUGACUAUACGAAAAUCGAUUUUGAGGGACGUCGGGUGAAGGCUCGGCGAGCCCAUGAGGAGAUCAUCUCGGGUCGCUACAGACAACCCAAUCUGGCGCCACGUCCUCGCCUGGAGCCCUCUCGGGGUCGUCAUGGGGCCCAGAAGCGAGGUGGUCCCCAGCGUUCCAACUCGGCAUCUUCCAGCAGCUCCGGGGGCAGCAGCAGCGACGAAAGCAGUUCUCUAUCGCUUCCCGAAAAUGCAGCGGCAGCGGCGGGUGCACCACGCUCCCACGAUGUGAGUAGCACCACGCGCUCUGAUUCCAUUGAGAGUCGGAACUCUGGAGGUUAUGAGAGGCCCAGGGCCAUUGCCGGAGCCCGGCGCAGUGAGAUGGAUGUGCAGAAGGACAUGCAGCGCAUUAUAGAGCUGCUGGAGGCCAAUCCGCCCCACAUCGAUGUGCAGCCGCCCACAGAAGGAGGCGGAGAAUGCGGUGGCGGUGGCUUGGUGAACCGUCAACCCUGGGGAGCCGGUAGCAACUCGAUGCGUGUGCCACCGCGCAGUCGCACUUCCAAUAGCAGCACCCUGACCAGCCUGAGGGAUGAGGUGGACCAGGUGCUAGCCAGUCCCAGCAUGGAGUCCACCGACUGGCGGCACUUCAUACGUUCCGAGUCGCAGAAUUCAGUGCCCUCGUGGGCCUCCUCCAUCAGCCUGGACUGUCGCGCCGGGGAGGAGCCCGUCAAGGAGUUUAUGAGGCUCUUCACCGAGCUGCUCUUCUACAAUUCUACAUGCGUCAACCUGGAGCUGAAGUCGGAGUUUGGGGUCCUUCUCCGCCUGGAGAUUGGUCGUCUCUGGUUCACGCGCUUCCUCACUGAGCAGCGCAACAAAACGAAGCGCCUCGAAUCGGUCACCUUCCACGGCCUGCCCCAGUACUUUGCCUUGGCCCUCUUCGAGUGUAUGGAAUGCGAGGACUAUGGCCCGGCAUCGGUGCUUAUGAACCUCUGUUUUCUCUUCUACCACGAAGUUGAAGUUCCUGGCUGCGAUCCAUAUCGGGAGUACCUGUUCCUGUCCCUGCGCCAGCAGCCCAUCUGGCAACAGCUACCCUUCUGGGACACCGUGUUUUGGGAUGCCAUGCAGGCGGAGCGGGAGCAGCGCUUCGCCAACCUGUUGCGGCGCCAGCAGCGACGUCAUCAAAAGAAGCAGCAGCGCCUCUCCAUCCCAGCAGCAGAGGCACCGGCAACUGUAACGGGGACCACUGCUGCGGAAACAGCAGAUAAAUCCGUGCGCAAACAUGGACCCGAUUCCUCAUCCAGCUCCUCUCAUCAGGCCGCACACUCGGCGAAUCGAAAGCAAAGCAAAUUGAGUCCCGGACAGACACUGUCGGGUAAAGAACAGGAGGACACUGUAUUCCGGCAUCUGGGUGCCCUGACCUGUAACAUGCAUUCUCUGGGCACAUCCAAGGAAUUGUGCAUGGACUUCCUCAAGAGACAUACUCUGGGGCACGAACUGUCGAAGGAUAAAGCAAAGCUCAUUCGAGACAAUGUCCAUCGCAUGUACCAUGAGACGGAACUUUGGGGUGCACGAUAAGCCAAGCUCUAACUUUUCCUCAAGUACCUAAUGAAAGCGUUUCAAACUUCGUCUUCUCCAAGCUAAACCUUUUUCCGUCUUAGGACAAAUCCUAAACUAAUCCAACCUAACUUAAAACUAGCAAAAAAGAAUUCAAGUUUUUGUUUGUCGUAUUUUGAUGCAUUCUCUUGGUGUUCUGCAACUAAUUUUGACUUGCAAUUUUAUCUCUUUUCUUUUGAAUUCGAAAUAAAACAUAAUAUCGCUAGAAUAUAGACAUAUCGAGAGGUAAAAGCAUAUUCCUUAUUUCGAAACAAAAGGGUUCCGUUCCGAAUAGGUUUUAAAUUUUAGCCAGUUGCAGGAAUGCCAUCAAUGAAAUGAAUACAAUACUAAUAUAUACAUGUAUAUCCAUAAAUUGUGAUAAUAAUAUUUUGUGAUUACUUUAUCUAGAUAUAAAUAUAAAUCUAUGAAUGUACCAGAUACUAAGCAAUGCAAAAAUACCUUAACUAUCCAGUAUCGCAACAACCACAAAAGCAUUCCAUUGUUAUAUGUAAAUCAAGAUCCAAUAAUUAUGCAAUAUUCUGUCUCUAGUGUAAGAAAGAAUAUUUCGUAAAUGUUAUUAAAUUCGUACUAAUAAAAAGUUAAAUUACAAUUAACAUUUUAAUCUCGCGCCAAGAAAUACAGACAGGGGCGCCAUAGUGACUUGUAGGACAUGUAGUUAUUAUGUAAAACAUAUGUAAUUGUACACAUGUGCUGUUAAUCACAAAUAUAGUCACACUUAACAUUGCAAUAACAUU